UUCCUCAAUUUUCGUAAAAUUUACAACAACAAAUCCCGGUUUUAUCGCAUUUCCGGAAAUUAAUUCUUUCGAUUAUUCGUUUUUACGAAAACGAACCGCAACCACACCUCGUCGACUUCCAAUCGUCCAAUUAUUUAUUCAACACCUAACUUCAUUCCGAUCAUUCCGAAUACUUGUAAUAAUAAACUGACCGAUUCCGUGCCAACAGACAACAAGUGUUUUGCAAGUUGUGGCAAGUUUUGCGUUAAAACGGACCAAAAAACGUAUAAAAGUUGAAAGAAACUUUCGGUGUUUAUAAAACGUUAUGUUGACGUAAAACGGUUAGGUUAUUUUUUUUUAUAAAUUUCUCUAACGAUUUAGAUUUCCAAUUACCGUUAAAUGCCGUUCGAACGAUGUCCAGACAGGAGAGGUCCAAAUCUGGAAACUUUUUGGAAGGAUGGUUCCGGGGUCAAAAAAAGACCAAUGUACCGACUCGCCCCGCAUCUCAAGCAUUUACCCGCCCAAAUUCCGAGACAGAUCUCGGAAUGGAAGACGAAAUCGAUUUGAAACAAUACGAGCAAUCCGUGAAUCAGAUGAAAGAGGACGAGCUGGUGAAGAAAUUCGAAGAAAUGCUCAACGACAUGAACCUAAACGAAGAAAAAAAGAACCCUUUAAGAACAAUGACGCUUAGUAGUAAAAGAAACAUGUUAAUAAUGCAAUAUAAAGGGGCCAAUCAAGAGAAUAAAAAUAAAUUCGAUAAACCCCAACAAUACAUUGAGUACUUACAACAAAAAGGGGAAACCCCAAUGAAGAUUUUAUCGUGUUUAGAAUCGCUUAGAGUUGCUUUAACGAAUAACACAUUAACGUGGGUUAACGAAUUUGGAUCAGAAGGGAUGAAUUUGAUUUUUCGCAUCAUGAAUUUAUCAACAACGGGACAAUUCGAAACUAAAACGUCAGGGAUCACCGAAAAAAUCCAACAAGAAUGUUUAAGAUGCAUAUUAAAAUACACCAACAACACCGAAGGGUUAAGAGCCUUUUUAGUAAACGACGAAGGGCACGCAAUCGUCGCGAAAUGCGUCGAUUAUCGACGACCUGCCGUUGCAAUUUCCGCUUUACAAACGUUAGCGGCGCUUUGUUUGCUCAAUAACAAUAAUCUUCAGGGUUACCAAAAGAUGUUAAAUGCAAUAACCACCGUGGCGGAGGAGCGUAGAUCCGAUAGGUUCCAAUCGAUUAUUGAUUGUGUGACGAAAACGAAAAAUCAAGAACUUUGGGGUAUCACUUUGCAAUUAAUUAAUGCGUUAUUAUCGCAAGUUUAUGAUUUUGAGUAUCGGAUUCAUUUGAGAAAUGAAAUUACGCGAUGCGGAUUGUAUGAGUGCUUGGAAAAAUUGAAAAAUGAACCCGCUCCUCUCGUUAAAACGCAAUACGAGAUUUUUGAGACGGAGAAAGAUGAAGAUGGGGAGGAGUUAAGUUCGCGUUUUGAUAAUGUUAGGAUUGAUAUGGAGGAUAUGCAGGAUUGUUUUGAGACUUUGAAGAAUUUGACGAUGGAUACGUCGUCGGAGAUGUACUUUUUGAGUAUUUUGCAACAUUUAUUGUUUAUAAGGGACGAUGUAAAUAUUAGGCCGGCUUAUUUUAAAUUGAUCGAAGAAAUCGUGUCGCAAAUUGUUUUGCAUAAAUCGGGGUUGGAUCCGGAUUUUAAUAAGAAACACCUUGAUAUUGACAUUCCGAGUUUGAUUGAGGAAUUAAAAGAUCGUCCUGAUAUGAUAGAGAAAGAUAAAUAUGAAAAACUCCGUUCAGAACGCGAUACGUUAAUGCAAGAAAAAGAAGAAGCUCUUGCUAAAUUAGCUAUAGUGGAAGGUCGCGCAUCCGGCGUGGCUCUCUCCGAUGGAAAACUCGACCCAAAUAUGGUAAAUCAUAUGGGAAAAUUAAUACCAGCGCCUCCUCCUCCUCCACCUCCCCCCAAUAUGGGAACUCCAGGCAGUGGUCCACCACCACCUCCUCCUCCAAUGCCUGGUAUGGGGGGACCACCACCUCCUCCACCUCCCCCGAUGAUGGGAGGAGGACCACCACCACCACCAAUGCCCGGAGCUGGACCUCCUCCACCCCCAAUACCCGGAAUGCUACCUCCUCCUCCACCCCCAUUCGGAGCCCCCGCUCCACCUUUUCCACUGGUUGGAUUGGCAAACACGAACGUUUUACCUCAUGGAUUAAAACCAAAAAAGAAAUGGGAUAUUGGAGGCCCCUUAAAACGCGCUAAUUGGAAGAGUAUUGUACCUCAAAAAAUGUCCGAAAAAUCAUUUUGGGUAAAAGUCCAAGAAGAAAAUUUAGCAUCAAACGACAUCUUACAAGGUCUACAAGAACGUUUCAGUUCAAAACCCGCCCAAAAGAAAACGACGGAUUCCGUCGAUCGCUCAACACCUUUAGGAACGUUAAAAAAAUCGCGAGAACUCAAAGUGUUAGAUGGGAAAGCAGCCCAAAAUAUCAGCAUUUUACUCGGCGGCUCUCUAAAGCAUCUCUCGUACGAUGCGAUCAAAAAAUGUUUAUUAAAAUGCGACGAAUCCGUUUUAACAGAGAACGUUUUAGAAGGAUUAAUCCAAUAUUUACCCCCACCCGAUCAAUUACAAAAAUUACAACAACACAAAAACUCAAUCGACGAAUUAACAGAGGCGGAACAAUUUUGUGUGAAAAUGUCCGAGGUGAAACGAUUAUUACCUCGAUUAAAAUCGCUACGAUUUAAACAACAAUACAUUGAAAUGGUUAACGACGUCAAACCGGAUAUAGUCGCUGCGACUGCCGCUUGCGACGAAGUCAAAAAGAGUAAAAAAUUCGCGAAAUUAUUAGAAUUAGUUCUUUUAUUAGGAAAUUAUAUGAAUACGGGAUCGAAUAACGCGCAAGCUUUCGGAUUUGAAAUGUCUUUCUUAACGAAGUUGAAAGGAACGAAAGAUAUCCAAAAUAAAAAUACUUUAUUGCAUUACAUCGUUGAGACGGUCGAAAAAAAUUUCCCGGAUAUUUUAAACUUUUACGAAGAGAUGUCGCACGUCGAUAGAGCGAGUCGCGUCUCUUUAGACACGAUUCAAAAGACCCUAAAACAAAUGGACAGCCAAAUAAGGAAUUUAGAGAUGGAUAUUAGUAAUAAUAAGGUGGCCCAAGACGAAGACGAUCGAUUUAUUGAGGUUAUGGAGGUUUUCUGUCGCGAAUCUAGGGAUCAAUGUGAUAUUUUAAUGAAAAUGUUUAAGAAGGUUGAGAGUUUAAACGACGAUUUAGCCGAAUAUUAUUCGUUUGAUAAACAAAAAUAUACUUUGGAGGAGUUCUUUGGUGAUAUCAAAACGUUUAAGGACGAUUUUAUUCACGCUUAUAAAGAUAACGAAAGGGAACGUGAAAUAAUCGAGAAACAUCGCAAAGCUCAACUUGCCAAGGAAAAAGCGGAUAAAGAGAAACAAGAGAGGGAUGCGCGAAAAAAAGCGAUCAUCGAUAUGAAUCCAGAACAAACUCAAGAAGGAGUUAUGGACAGCUUAUUACAAGCGUUACAAUCUGGAGAUGCAUUUAAAAAUCGUCAAAAACGUCAAAGAAACGCUCGGCCAGCUGGAGCGGAACGAAGAGCUCAAUUAGUCAGAUCGAGGUCAAGAACCAAUGUGAUUGCAGGUCGAGAACUUAGAGGGGAAAUAACCGCAUAACUUUUAAACUAUCAAUUUAUAAUAAUUACAACGAAUAAUUUAUUAUUUUCCAAUUCGAUUUAUGUACCAUAUCUUGUACAUUACGACACAAAUGGGUUCUCUAUUAUUAUUUUUCUUUUUAAAUAAUUAUUUUAAGAGAGGAAAUGAGAAAAUUAUUGUGAUAAAAUAACACUGGAACCAAUAAUAUAUAAUGUAUAUUUUGCAAA
This is a messenger RNA of Onthophagus taurus, 3856 nucleotides long. NCBI's taxonomy places the organism in Eukaryota, Metazoa, Arthropoda, Insecta, Coleoptera, Scarabaeidae. The record is from RefSeq and is a predicted model, not a curated record.